AUGCUCCCUGACCCCAUAUUUGCCAACGUAGCCUUGGUAACCCCCAAGAAGGAACUCCAACGUCAAAUUGAAGCCGCCCUAGAUCAGGACAAAUCACUGGAGGAAAUAUUACAAUUCCUCCAGAACAAGUCUAAGGCACCUCCGACGGACCUACUCCACAUCUUCCAUGACAGCCCCUUGGCAGGACACCCAGGAAGACAACAAACCCUAGAGUUGGUAUCAAGGGAUUACUACUGGCCCGGGAUCUGUGCUGACACAUACUGGCACGUGGACUCCUGCAAAACAUGUCAACGGAUAAGGAAGCCAAAAUAUGCAUCAAUACCGCCCCAACCCCUUGAGCUUCCUAGCAGACCAUGGCAACACGUAUCCUACAACAUGAUAGUGGACCUGCCCAGGGAUGGAAUUUGCAACUCAAUCCUGGUUAUUGUUGACAGCUUCACCAAGUACGGUAUUUUUGUCAAAUGCUCCAAAAAGCUCAAAGCACCCAAGCUAGCAGAAUUGUUCCUGGAACACGUGUGGAAAUGGCAUGGGAUGCCUGAAAAAACGGUCUUGGAUAGGGGAAGGGUCUUCAACAACAAGUUCCUGAAAGCUCUAUACAAACGCCUGGGAAUAGACCCCCACUUCUCUUUGGCUUAUCAUCCUCAGAGUGACGGUCAGACGGAACGGGUAAACCCCUCAAUAGAACAUUUCCUUAGAGCAUACUCAGGGGUUAACCAGAGGGACUGGACCAAAUGGCUCCCCAUGGCAGAAUUUGCGUACAACAACGCAGUACAUGGCAGUACAGGGAAAACACCGUUCAAAGCCCUUUAUGGCUGGGAACCCACCUUGACAUUGUCCAACGUUCCAACAGAUGUACCAGAAGCCAAUGACCUUGCCGCAACAAUGGAAGCACAAUGGAAAGAAGUUGAAGCCGCCCUCCGGCAAUCCAAGAUACAAAUGACUGCCAGGGAAACAGGGAACCCCUUAGAGUUUGAAAUCAGAGAGGAAGCAUGGCUUGAUGCCAAAAAUGUCAAACUCAAGACCUUAAGCCCUAAGCUAACAGAACAAUGCUUAGGCCCAUUCAAGGUUACCAAAAAAAUCUCCAACCAUGCUUACCGGCUUGAACUCCCCCCAACAAUGCGUAUUCACAACGUCUUCUAUGUGGGACUUCUGUCUAAGGUUAAAAGAGAUGACAAGCGUGACUUUGAAAACCGCCCGCCACCAGUCACUGUGGACGGGGAGGAGGAAUACGAGGUAGAGGGGAUAACCAAUGCAGAAGAACGCAAUGGGAAAUGGUUUUUCCGGGUAAAAUGGAAGGGAUAUGGCUCCAAGGAGAACACAUGGGAACCCUGGGAGAACCUGAAAAACGCAGGGAAAAUUUUGAAGAAGUACAAGGAAGAAAUGAGAAAGAAGGCCCUUGGCGCUGCCAAGGCCCUUAGAGGGGGGCAGUGUUACGAGGAAAUGGCGGACUUGUGGACGCAGGAAUGGGUUGACAACAACAAAUGGGAACAGGUCCAAGAGGAUGACAAAGGAAUGGAAGGCGGCAAGAGUGGAGAUGAGGAGAACAAUGCAGCACUCACCGCAGAGGAGCCGGUCGAGUACAACGACAACGGACGGAUUAGUGCACGGUCAAAGGGCAAGGGCCCAGCCACCCACUAG
Messenger RNA from Rhizoctonia solani, 1638 nucleotides. Its product is annotated as Retrotransposable element Tf2 protein. Gene Ontology annotation, biological process: DNA integration. The record is from RefSeq and is a predicted model, not a curated record. The transcript has 3 exons. Lineage: Eukaryota; Fungi; Basidiomycota; Agaricomycetes; Cantharellales; Ceratobasidiaceae. Gene Ontology annotation, molecular function: nucleic acid binding. Bases 1 to 1638 code for a protein of 545 amino acids.